Messenger RNA from Staurois parvus, 831 nucleotides. Lineage: Eukaryota; Metazoa; Chordata; Amphibia; Anura; Ranidae. The record is from the annotation of a GenBank genome assembly.
UAAAAAAUCAAAUUUCAUCAUAAAUUUAGGCCAAAGUAUAUUCUGCUACAUGUCUUUGCUAAAAAAAAUCCCAGUACGUGUAAAUUACCGUAUUUUUUCGCUCCAUAAGACGCACUUUAUUCCCCCCAAAAAAGUGGGGAAAAUGUCAGUGCAUCUUAUGGAGCAAAUAUAAAGCGGCCGGUCCGGUAUUUCCGCCGCCACCAUGUCAGAAUACCGGGCCAGCUGCUCAGCUGUUCUCUGAUGCAGGACCUUACCUGUUCCUCGGUCCAGCGCUGCGCAGUCUUCCCGCGCCGCCUUCUUCCCGCGUCGGCAUCUGUGACAGCCUGGUGCCCACUGCGCAUGCGCGAGAAGCGCUGCGCUUUGUGAAUGGUCCGGCAUCUUCUGGGACACAUGACAGGUCACAGCCGGGUGCCCACUGUAAAGGGAGGACAAUUCCGCGGAAGUGGGAGCGGGUACCUUCUGCAGUCUCUGGUCAUCCCCUACACUGUCUGCAGUCUCUGGUCAUCUCCUGUACUGUCUGCAGUCUCUGGUCAUCCCCUACACUGUCUGCAAUCUCUGGUCAUCUCCUGUACUGGCUGCAGUCUCUGGUCAUCUCCUGUACUAUGUCUGCAGUCUCUGGUCAUCUCCUGUACUGUGUCCGCAGUCUCUGGUCAUUUCCUGUGCUAUGUCUGCAGUCUCUGGUCAUCCCCUGUACUGUGUCCGCAGUCUCUGGUCAUCCCCUGUACUGUGUCCGCAGUCUCUGGUCAUCCCCUGUACUGUGUCCGCAGUCUCUGGUCAUCACCUGUACUGUGUCCGCAGUCUCUGGUCAUCUCCUGUACUGUGUCCGCAGUC